Messenger RNA from Durio zibethinus, 1290 nucleotides. NCBI's taxonomy places the organism in Eukaryota, Viridiplantae, Streptophyta, Magnoliopsida, Malvales, Malvaceae. The record is from RefSeq and is a predicted model, not a curated record.
CCAUCCGCUCAAGGUAUCUUUGGAAGAUCUCUACAAUGGAACGUCCAAAAAGCUCUCUCUUUCGCGCAACAUUAUUUGCAUCAAGUGCAAGGGUAAAGGGUCUAAGUCAGGUGCAUCAAUGAAAUGUACCAGUUGUCAAGGUUCUGGAAUGAAAGUGUCCAUCAGACACCUUGGUCCUUCCAUGAUCCAACAGAUGCAGCAUCCGUGCAAUGAGUGUAAGGGUACUGGUGAGACAAUCAAUGACAAGGAUCGCUGCCCAAAUUGCAAAGGUGAGAAGGUUGUUCAGGAGAAGAAAGUCCUGGAGGUUAUUGUUGAAAAGGGUAUGCAGAAUGGACAGAAGAUUACUUUCCCUGGAGAAGCUGAUGAAGCACCUGACACAGUCACUGGGGACAUUGUAUUUGUCCUACAACAGAAAGAUAAUCCCAAAUUUAAAAGAAAGGGUGAUGACUUAUUUGUAGAGCAUACAUUGACACUUACUGAGGCACUUUGUGGCUUCCAGUUUAUACUGACCCACCUAGAUGGCAGACAACUCCUCAUUAAGUCACAACCUGGGGAAGUGGUUAAGCCUGAUCAAUUCAAGGCUGUAAAUGAUGAAGGAAUGCCAAUGUAUCAAAGACCAUUCAUGAGGGGCAAACUAUACAUUCACUUCACUGUUGAUUUUCCGGACUCCUUGAACCCUGACCACUGCAAGGCACUAGAGGCUGUGCUACCUCCAAGGGCCUCAGUCCAGCUGACUGACAUGGAACUGGAUGAGUGUGAGGAAACAACUCUGCAUGAUGUUAACAUUGAGGAAGAGAUGCGAAGGAAACAGGCACAGGCUCAAGAAGCUUACGAGGAAGAUGAUGACAUGCAUGGUGGUGCCCAGAGGGUCCAAUGCGCUCAACAAUGAUAGAACAAACGUGGGUCACAGACGGUGGCUUGGCUGAAAAAAUGGCCUUAAGUGAGAAGGGACGGAAUGUUUAAUUUUGAGAAGAAGAUUCUCAACAUUAUUGUCGUUAAGUCUUUUUCUAGAGUUCUAAGUUUUUGCUAAUCGAAGGAACUGAUAAUGUACGGAAAGAUUUAGCUUUGGAAAGUCACCUACCUUAAUGGUUUACAACGUUGUGUCUCUUGUGAUCCGUUAAGUUUUUCAUUUUUUCCCAUUUAAAUUUAAGAAAAUUAUUUGAGAUAUUAUACAUCCAUCGAAAUUGGAGUCCAAAAUCUUCACAGGUGACUAAUUCGAAAAUUAUGUUGGGGUAUAGAUUUAGUAUGUACCUUACAAAAUUAUAGAAUUUACCCUAUCUUUUAUUUUAA